Messenger RNA from Theobroma umbraticum, 1934 nucleotides. RefSeq names its product Sulfite exporter TauE/SafE family protein. Lineage: Eukaryota; Viridiplantae; Streptophyta; Magnoliopsida; Malvales; Malvaceae. Gene Ontology annotation, biological process: protein ubiquitination. The record is from RefSeq and is a predicted model, not a curated record. Gene Ontology annotation, cellular component: membrane; Cul4A-RING E3 ubiquitin ligase complex.
CGAGCUCAGCCUGAGGAUCUCCUAUUUUUUUUCUUUCUUCCAUCACUUGAUUGUAUAAAAUCUCACCGUCUUCUUCUCACUCAUUCCCAGAGAGAAUACACAGACGUCAGCCAAAGGUCCCUUCUUUUCUUGUUGUUGAUUUUGCGUGCAAGUUUUUCCCAAGCAUUUCGCCAGUCUCAAAUCCCAAAGUUCUUUUCUUUUUUCAAAUGAUUAAACGAUUUUUUUAGAUUCCCAAGCUGGUAUUGAUUUCUUGGAAAAUUUUUUUCCUCGCUGGGUUCUUGCAAACCAAACGCCUUGACGUUGUGCUGUGCGAGCUAACGGUUUGGAGAGAGAAUUUUUAGAGGUCUAAAAAAGGGUGAGAUUUUUUGAGUUGGAAAAAGUGUCGAAGUUCAAGAAAAUUCGUUCAGAAAGAAGUUGAAGAAAGAGAAAGAGAAGAAUAGAGAAAGGUGGUCGAAUUGUUUGAAAUCAAGAUGGAGCUAUUCGGAGUGAAGCGGAGUGUUUUGAAAUCGAUAAUGUUGAAUUUGCUCAACUUUGCUUUAGCUUUCAUGUUAGUUUCAGCUGAGAGAAGCUUGAAGAAUGGGGACUCAGCCAAGGAAUCUGAAACAAAUUAUUUCCUCAAAGCUAUUAAUUUCUUGUGGCGAUCUGAUCAGUCGGGUUAUCAGCAUGUUUGGCCUGAAAUGGAAUUUGGUUGGCAAAUUGUGCUGGGAAGUAUAAUUGGAUUCUUUGGAGCAGCGUUUGGGAGUGUAGGAGGAGUUGGUGGAGGUGGCAUUUUUGUUCCAAUGCUUAGCCUUAUUAUUGGGUUUGAUGCAAAGUCAGCAACUGCUAUUUCAAAAUGUAUGAUCAUGGGUGCAGCAGCUUCAACUGUUUACUACAACCUUAAGUUAAGGCAUCCUACACUGGAUAUGCCUAUCAUCGAUUAUGAUUUGGCUUUGCUUAUCCAGCCAAUGCUCAUGCUGGGAAUUAGCAUAGGAGUCGCUUUUAAUGUGAUCUUUGCAGAUUGGAUGGUCACAAUUUUACUUAUUAUUCUCUUUAUAGGAACAUCAACAAAGGCAUUCUUCAAGGGUGUUGAAACAUGGAAAAGGGAAACCAUACUGAAAAAGGAGGCUGCAAGGCGUUUGGUGUCAAAUGAUACUGGUAGUGGGGAUGUGGAAUACAAGCCUCUUCCUAGUGGUCCAAACAGUGACCCCCCGAAGGAUAACACAGACAAAGAAGUCACUGUUUGGGAAAAUGUUUGUUGGAAAGAACUUGGGCUUCUUUGUUUUGUUUGGGUUGCAUUCCUUGUAUUGCAGAUCGCCAAGAAUCAUAUAGCUACUUGUUCAGUGGCAUAUUGGGUGUUGAACUUGUUGCAGAUCCCAGUUUCACUCGGGGUAUCUCUGUAUGAGGCAGUUAGUCUAUAUAAAGGAUGGAGAGUAAUUGCAUCCAAGGGAGGUGAAGGCACAAAUUGGCGAGUGCAUCAGCUUGUUACCUACUGUGCUUUUGGAGUACUAGCUGGAAUUGUUGGUGGUCUACUUGGCCUAGGUGGAGGAUUUAUCAUGGGUCCACUUUUCUUGGAGCUGGGUGUCCCUCCUCAGGUCUCAAGUGCUACUGCUACCUUUGCCAUGACUUUCUCCUCAUCCAUGUCUGUUGUAGAAUAUUACCUUCUGAAACGUUUUCCAGUACCUUAUGCUUUGUACUUCACUGCUGUGGCUACUGUUGCUGCCUUCAUCGGACAGCAUGUUGUGAGAAAGCUGAUAAUUAUAUUUGGAAGGGCAUCUCUAAUUAUCUUCAUUCUAGCCUUCACCAUAUUCGUUAGUGCAGUAUCACUAGGUGGGGUUGGCAUAUCAAACAUGAUCGGGAAGAUUGAGCGGAAUGAAUACAUGGGAUUUGAGAACCUCUGCAAGUAUGACGGUUGACAUGUCUUCUUUUUUCCCUUUUUUUUUUUUUUUUCAUUUGAC